This is a messenger RNA of Centruroides sculpturatus (bark scorpion), 991 nucleotides long. Its product is annotated as cystic fibrosis transmembrane conductance regulator-like. NCBI's taxonomy places the organism in Eukaryota, Metazoa, Arthropoda, Arachnida, Scorpiones, Buthidae. Gene Ontology annotation, biological process: transmembrane transport. The record is from RefSeq and is a predicted model, not a curated record. Gene Ontology annotation, cellular component: membrane. The coding region runs from base 212 to 991 and encodes 259 amino acids. Gene Ontology annotation, molecular function: ATPase-coupled transmembrane transporter activity; ATP binding. The transcript has 5 exons.
AACUCCGAUAGAAAAAACACGCUCCUAGUGAAAAUUAGAUGGGAGGUCACCUUUUGUGUUAACAACUAGAUGGGAAAAUUGACGCAUAGGUGUCAAGAAUGCACCGUUAUUAUCAACAUUUGGCGUUCGUGUGACUUCUUUCUUACGGCAAUCGAAUAAAAGCUUGAGCUCCCGGAAGAUCAGGGCGAUCCGUAAGAAGUUAUACUUGUCAAUGUGUGCAUCUCGUCUCCCGGACCUCCAUACAACGGACUCGAACGGAGAAAAGGAGAAAAUAUCGGUAGAAGACAGACCACGGCUUCGAACUUCCAUACUUAUCGCUAUACUACAGUUCCUACAUCGGAAUACGAUUCCUACGAACCAUUCGACGCAUACCAUUCGUCCCCUCGUAGAGAUUUGGCUGGUGUUGUUUCUGUACAUUAAGAAAGAGAACAUUACAGACGCCACGUGCCGAAAGAUAAUGGAUAAGGAACACAAAAGUAAUCCAUUCGAUUCAGCUAGUGUUUUUUCUCGCUUAUUUUUCUGUUGGCUUUUCCCGUUAUUAAUCAAAGGAAAAAAGAAGUUUUUAAAACAAGAAGAUUUGUACAAAACUUCUAAAUAUCAUUCCUCCGAAUAUCUAGGAAAUCUGCUUGAAAAAGAAUGGAAUAAGGAAUUGCAGAAGAAAAAUCCAAGCACAGUAAAAGCAAUACUACGAUUCAUUGGGUGGAAAUACUUAAUAGUAAUUUUAUUUGCAUUUAUUCAGGAAACUGUCAUAGUUAUAAGCAAAGCGUAUAUUUUAGGAUUAAUAAUAUAUUAUUAUGACAAGAAAUCGGAAUGGAAUGAAUCAAAUGUUUAUUUAUUAGUCGCAGGAUUUUGUGGCCUAACAGCGAUUUAUUCGUUGACAUUUAAUACUAAUUACUUUAUAACAGAAGUAUUAGGCAUGAAGUUAAAGGUAGCAUUGUGCACUGUUAUAUACAAAAAGGCAAGUAUUAAAUAUAUCAUUAUAAACAUGUAG